Bipolaris sorokiniana ND90Pr is the source of this 723-nucleotide messenger RNA. RefSeq lists its product as uncharacterized. Bases 1 to 723 code for a protein of 240 amino acids. Lineage: Eukaryota; Fungi; Ascomycota; Dothideomycetes; Pleosporales; Pleosporaceae. The transcript is spliced from 4 exons. The record is from RefSeq and is a predicted model, not a curated record.
AUGUCUUUACUUCGAUCAACCACGCUGCGCGUAGCUUCCAGGCUCCACCCAUUGCGAAAUGCAGUCCAAGUCCAAGGUCGGACGUAUGCCAGCGCGCGUGGCCUGCCUGCCAAAAUGAAUACAAGCAACGUCCCAUGGAUGGCAGCCGCCGCUGUUGGUACCGCUGGGGGUCUUUAUCUCGUUACAAAGCAAGACACAUCCCACGCCGACAGCAAGCAAGCAAAAGCGCAACACACCAACGUGGGUGAGACCGCCUCCAACAAUCAGGGCAACACUACGCCCUCAAAAGACAAUGACUUUGCACCCGGGACUCAGAAUGGCAAAAGCGGCGAAAAACUAGGCCAGAAGAAGAUAGAAGAAAAACCAGAUUCCAGUCAACCUGGCGCCGGUCGCCCUGACCCCGACGAAGAAGGCGGUCUCAUAGGCCACGGGCCACGUGAUUCCAAAAAGUCUGGAGACCCAGGUGCUGUGACGCCUGAUUUAUAUGACAAGCCCGAUCCCCGCGGCAAACCAACAAGCAUGAACCACAUGUCUGGCAAACAAGAGGGCCUGUCGAAUGCAGAUACGCAUCAUACGUCGCAGGUGUCGCACCAGCCUGAGAAGAGUAAGAAGGGCGAAGGUGUAGCGGAGACGGCGAAGCUCAAGGGGACUGUUUCGACGGAUCGGCCGGGGCCGGAGAACAAGGAGGAGAGGGGGAAGGCGAGGAUGGACAAGAAUGCUUAA